Molecule: messenger RNA, 10388 nt
Organism: Lagenorhynchus albirostris (white-beaked dolphin)
Lineage: Eukaryota; Metazoa; Chordata; Mammalia; Artiodactyla; Delphinidae
Gene: RNF214
Product: ring finger protein 214
Exons: 14
Coding region: 155-2368 (737 amino acids)
Molecular function (GO): ubiquitin-protein transferase activity
Source: RefSeq, a predicted model, not a curated record
ACAUAUAUAUACAUACACAUACAUAUACACAUAUAGUGACGUGUGAGGAUCGAUAUCCCUAUUGCAUGUGAUGGCUCUUUUAAUAUCCUACUAGAGAAUACCCUUAAGUGUUUUCUCCUGGAGCCCAACUUUUUCUUUGUGUUUCUUUCCUGAUAUGACUCUGUUGUAUGGACAUUCUGAGAGGGUGAGAUAUAUUUGUUUUGAAAUUUUGGAACUUGUAGCCUGUACUUUGUUUCUGAAUGUGCAGAGCAUGAUGGCAGCAUCUGAGGUCGCUGGCGUGGUGGCCACUGCUCCCAGUCCUCCGGAAUCCUCGUCUAGUGUAUGUGCUUCCAAACCAGACGAAGUUCUCCCAGACGGUCUAAGCCCCAAAGACCCUGCACAGAAGCACAAGAACUCGCCUCUGUCGAGUGUAAGUAACCAAACGAUAACCAAGGAGAAUAACAGAAAUGCCCAUUUGGAACACCCAGAGCAGAAUCCUGGUUCAUCAGCAGGUGACACUUCAGCAGCGCACCGGGCGGUUUUAGGAGAAAACUUGAUAGCCACGGCCCUUUGUCUCUCUGGCGGUGGGUCUCAGUCUGAUUUGAAGGACGUGGCCAGCACAGCGGGAGAGGAGGGGGACACACGCCUCCGGGAGAGCCUCCACCCCGCCACUCGGUCUCUUAAGGCAGGGUGCGAUACAAAGCAGCUUGCCUCCGGGAAUUGUCCUGAAGAGAAGGCCCCACAAGCCUCCAUCCUAAAGGAAGGGAGCAGGGACACAGGCUUGGAUUUCCCACCUGUGGUGCCUCCAGCAAAUGGGGUUGAAGGAGUCAGAGUGGAUCAGGAUGAUGAUCAGGAUAGCUCUUCCCUGAAGCUUUCUCAGAACAUUGCCGUCCAGACUGACUUUAAGACGGCUGAUUCAGAGGUAAACACAGAUCAAGAUAUUGAAAAGAAUCUGGAUAAAAUGAUGACAGAGAGAACCUUGUUGAAGGAGCGUUACCAGGAGGUCCUGGACAAGCAGAGGCAAGUGGAGAAUCAGCUCCAAGUGCAAUUAAAGCAACUUCAGCAAAGGAGAGAAGAAGAAAUGAAGAAUCACCAGGAGAUAUUAAAGGCUAUCCAGGACGUAACAAUAAAGCGAGAAGAAACAAAGAAGAAGAUAGAGAAAGAAAAGAAGGAGUUUUUGCAGAAGGAGCAGGAUCUGAAAGCUGAAAUUGAGAAGCUUUGUGAGAAGGGCAGAAGAGAAGUGUGGGAAAUGGAACUGGAUAGACUCAAGAAUCAAGAUGGUGAAAUAAAUCGGAACAUUAUGGAAGAGACAGAACGUGCCUGGAAGGCAGAGAUCUUAUCACUAGAGAGUCGGAAAGAGUUGUUGGUAUUGAAACUAGAAGAAGCAGAAAAAGAGGCAGAACUGCAUCUUACUUACCUCAAGUCAACUCCCCCAACACUAGAGACAGUUCGUUCCAAACAGGAGUGGGAGACAAGACUGAAUGGAGUUCGGAUAAUGAAAAAGAAUGUUCGGGACCAAUUUAAUAGUCAUAUCCAGCUAGUGAGGAAUGGAGCCAAGCUGAGCAGCCUUCCUCAGAUCCCGACUCCCACUUUGCCUCCACCCCCAUCAGAGACAGACUUCAUGCUUCAGGUGUUUCAACCCAGUCCCUCUCUGGCUCCUCGGAUGCCUUUCUCCAUUGGGCAGGUCACAAUGCCCAUGGUUAUGCCCAGUGCAGAUCCCCGUUCCUUGUCUUUCCCGAUCCUGAACCCUGCCCUUUCCCAGCCCAACCAGCCUUCCCCACCCCUUCCUGGCUCCCAUGGGAGAAAUAGCCCUGGCUUGGGUUCCCUUGUCGGCCCCCAUGGUCCACACGUGCCCCCUGCCGCCUCCAUCCCACCUCCCCCAGGCUUGGGUGGUGUUAAGGCUUCUACUGAAACUACCCGGCCCCAACCAGUAGACAAACUGGAGAAGAUUCUGGAGAAGCUGCUUACUCGGUUUCCACAAUGCAAUAAGGCCCAGAUGACCAACAUUCUUCAGCAGAUCAAGACAGCACGUACCACCAUGGCAGGUCUGACCAUGGAGGAGCUGAUCCAGCUUGUAGCUGCGCGACUGGCAGAGCACGAGCGGGUGGCAGCAAGUACUCAGCCCCUUGGUCGGAUCCGGGCCCUGUUCCCUGCUCCAUUGGCCCAAAUCAGUACCCCAAUGUUCUUGCCUUCUGCCCAAGUUUCAUAUCCUGGGAGGUCUUCACAUGCUCCAGCCACCUGUAAACUGUGUCUAAUGUGCCAGAAACUUGUCCAGCCCAGUGAGCUGCACCCAAUGGCAUGCACCCAUGUGCUGCACAAGGAGUGUAUCAAAUUCUGGGCCCAGACCAACACAAAUGACACUUGUCCCUUUUGUCCAACUCUUAAAUGACGGACCUGACUGGGGAGGAAGAAGAGGAGAAACUGAUGUGAACAGGAAGUGCGGGUUCAAGAUUUCUAAAACUCUAUAUUUAUACAGUGACAUAUACUCAUGCCAUGUACAUUUUUAUUAUAUAGGUAAUGUGUGUAUAGAAAGUCUGUAUCCAGAUGUUCGUAAAUGAAAGUAUGUAUAUUAUGCAGAAAUGGUCUGUCCCCCUCACCUUUCAAUUCCUCUGGGGGAAGCAGAUUGUAGGUAAGAUGGUAUUUAAUUUGGCCUUGAAAUUAUGAUAUUCCUGCCUAGGGCUGUUUUCAGAUGCAAUAUAAAAACCAUCUAGGAAGCUGCUCUUGCUCUAAGGCCACCCUGCUCUGAUUUGGCUCAGCCUCUAGUCCAUUUUCUUAAGGCUCAUGUACGCCGAUUUGAACCCUGGUGCUCACCUGCUGUCCAGCCAGAUGCCUUGCUUAUUGAAAGCCUCCGGAAGCCUCAGUGCUAUCCUAGCCCCCCUACUCCAAAUGGAGAAAAUGAGACUGCUUGAGGAAAAAAUAUAUAACCCUGAUAGUUUGAUUUUUCGUUGAACAUUUUACUGUGUUAACACUCAUUAUUUGUACAUAGACAUUAGGUUUACAGAAUAGUCUGUUUACAUCAGCAAAAUUCACAGUCCAAAAAUAACAACAUAACCAGGUCCCGUUUCCCCCAUGCCUCCACAAACUUCUGUCCACCCUACUUCCUGGAUAGUCAUCUCUUUAGAAACUAGCAUAGCCCACAGGUCUUUCCUGGGCCAAGCCAUCCCUUUCCACCACUGACUUGGCUUCUGAUCAAGCUUUCACAGACCAACCUUGUGAAGUCCUCACCGCUUCCCCUUCACUUCUGGUCUUCUAGUCUAGCUAUCUCCCCUCCCCUUGAAGGUUAAGGCAGUUGGUUCACAACCAAGUUGUUUGGUGACCUUGGGUGAGUUCCAGGCAGGCACUGGGGUGAGGAGAUGUCUGUGCAAAAUUCCUUUCAGGAUGAUCUUGGGAUAUGGGUUUGAAUUUUUGAAGCAAGAAAGCUAUGGGGGACAUGCUUCCUGUCCUGGGACAAAUGGAGACCAAAGUGCUAUGAAGAAGGGAGGUUAGAUUUCAGGUUUAUAAGUCAUUUGUUCUGUGGGUAGCUGUCUGGAGCGAGGUCAUUUUUCCACCUCUGCUUAUUGAGCACUUCCAGUUUCUAGGUUUAUACCGAGGAAAGCUGCGUUUCUAUUACAGCUUUGAAUCCUUUCCUGUCGCUUUAUCUUUACUCCUAAUGGAAAUGGCUUCAGCUCCCUUCUCUUUUGGAAUUAAACAAGUAAAAAUUAAGCAGUAAUAAAAAAAAUUAGCUCCAGGAAAGGAUAUUAUUAUAUUAGCAACAGGUGAAUUUUUCCCAUUCUGGGACCGGGAAAUGCUUACUCGCACUAGUGGUACAUAUGAGGGUAGCAAAGAUUUUUCCUUUCAGAGCCAAAUAAUUCUCUCCUCUCUCUUUAUGUUACUCUUCCUUGUCUUUCAUCCUUGCCUGUCAGCUCAUGAACAUACUCUUUCUCUUCUCUGGUCUUACUUGUCCCGGUUUAUUGACUGGCAACAGUGUAAGGAAAUGGAUUUCCUGGGAUCUCCUUGGCAUCUUUUAGGGUGAUGGAAAUGGCCUGAGUACUCCCCACUGUAGAGGUCAGAUGACCCACUUUCUUUGGUUAAUGAAAUAUUAAUGACUCUAGUUUGGUAGCCAUCAUGAACAGGGAAUGUGGCAAAAUGGAAGACCAGUUCCUUUGUUCUUUUCAUUUGGUGGGGGGGGGGGGAUUCAUUUUUUAUCUUGUAAUCUUAAGAUUUUAUCUCCCCUUAACUUUGCAGCAGCCUUUGGGCCACUUGCAGUAUUUUUCAGUAUCCAAUGAAAAUAUAGAAAUUAGAAGUGGGUCUAAAAAAAUCCUGUUUCUUUUCUACAAAUCUUUGACACCAAAGGAGUAAAGAGAAAACAGGAGGGGAUGGGGAGCUUAACUGCUUCCUAGUGAAAGCCCCUGGAAACCAGCUGCAGCAGGAAGACAGUGUGGUGGAGGGUGUGCGUGGGGGCCGGGACUCAUCGUCGCUCUUUGCUCCUUCUUGUUCAGGAUCAAUCCGAAAGCAACAGUUAAGUUUUGGCCACCCUUGUUCUCCCUUUUCCCUCUGUCCACUGGCCUGCACUGGUACAAGCUGUGCAGACCCCUGGGGAAGGCCCCUGAUGCAGGGAGUGGAGAUGGGACAGUCAUUUUUCUGGCAUAGAAUUUAAAAAUAGAAAUAUAGAAUACAUAUUUUUACAAGGAAGAAGCUGUUGUCUAGAUUUUUUUUUUUACACUUCAGAGUUCACGGUUUCAGGGUAGAAAGGAAGAAACUGUUAAAAGAAAAAUAAGUACAAGUUUUCUCUUUCAAAGAAAAAAAUAGGACAAUGAGACUUACUAAGGAAGGGGUUGAGUUUUAUACCCUGGAAAGAGCGGGGGAAAAACCAGUUUUCCCCAACGCGGGUUGAAAUUAUAAAGUGGAAUGUGGCAUUUUCAUUUCACGGUAGCGGUUCUGGAAGUUUAUUUACACAGUAAGUUCCAAGCUGGAAGUGGACAGUCUCCAGUCUUCCUGUCAGUCUCUGUGGUUAUGGGGUGUUCCCCGUCAGCCAAAGCAGCACCAGGUGCAGUGGGAAUGAAGAGGACUCAGAUAAAAAACUGCGACUCAGUAUUCUUGUUUUAUUGGUUUAUGGCUUGUGGGCAGCUGGCCGAGGCCAGGAUCUCCAGAGGCCCUCUUUGUAUUUCCCUCUCCCUCAUCAGGUAAUUCUACGCUGUGCAGGUCCCAUACUUGGAAGCAGUGUGUUGACCAGAGAGGAAUAGGAUCCAGUGGAAUAGUAAGAAAAUUCAGCUCUUCCCAUUAACACUGGUAUCAUAGUCGACUGGCUUAGAACUGAUAGGGAGGAAAUGAACUUGGUCCCCACUGUCUAGCCCAAGAACCAGCCUGGGUACCCAAGUACUAUUAGGAGCGGGGAAUAAAGAGCAGGAUAGGGGCAAAGGAUGGCCUCCAUCAAGGGGCUCUUGUGGUGAAGGGAAUUAGGAAGCCCGGAGGCUGUCAUCCUUUUUCCACGCAGCCUUGAUACUGAAUGUGAUGCUGGUGGAGCCAGAAAGCCCUGUGUUCCUGACAUUCUUGGUAUAAUACUAGUGCCACUGUGGGAUGCCUUAGCCGAAUAAAUGAGGGAGACCUUAGAGACAGGGAGAAGGCAACGAAACUGCUCUGUAUUAUGUCAAGAUCUUACUACCACUUACAGCUGAACAGGAAGAACUCCAGGCAGGGGGUAUAGGGCAUCAACUCUAUCCCUGUUGAAUGAAUCUUCAAGAGUCUGCUUUCAAGGAUUAGAUAGGAGAGGUUUCCUAUCUAUUCUUAGCACCUCAGCUACAAAGCUCUGGAGAAGUAGGACUGGGGGAGGGGGUGAACAGGUAGCCAGGAAGACAAAGUGCAGCCCUGUUAUAUUUGCUCUAUUCCAGCUGCUUUCCCAUAGGGCACCUGGGGCUUCCAGGGUUGGGGAUGUUUCAGUGCUACUAGUCACGUGUACAGUAGAAGGUUCAGGUAGGGACAAGGAAUUAAUAAGGUAGAAAUUCAUUUGUUAGACAGAACGUUUUAGUGGGCACUUUUCCUUUAAGAGAGUUAAAAAGAGCUUUUUGGCUAGAGAAGCCCUCCUUCCCAUCGCACUUUUGGUCAGGCUGCAACCACAGAAAAGAAGACAUUGGGAAGCAACACCCAUCUUAGAAGGUGGGAUUCUUAUCUUGGAGAUGCCGUCUAAAACUGGGACUGGCGAGCGGUCAUGUUCUGGCCUUGCCUCGCUUUGAUCCCAGCUUCCCUGUCUUUGCACUCCCUCUCCUUCUCCUCGUCCAGCCACCCCCAUUUGUACAAAUUAUUUGUACAAAUUAUUUUUAAAUUAUUUUUUAAUUCAAGAGGCAGUCUUUGCACCAAUGUUAUAGGCUUGUCUAUACAGUCCCUAUCUCUAAAGCAAACAGCAAACGGUGCGUCCGUUCCCGCUGACUGUGGCCAGCAGGGAAACAAGAUUGGCCCUUUCUCUGCUAGGGUACUGCAGAGACACACACUGGGGUCACCUUACUUCUGGAACUAAGAAAAGAAGAAUACUUUGGGUUGGAGAAUCUAAAGGGAUGGUGGACAAAGGCUCAGGGCUGAAGUUUCAAGCAGCAGAAUUUCCCAACUCAAGUUUGAGGUGACCAAGGGUAUUCCCGCCAUCAGAGCACUUCUUUCUUCCCUCUCCUGGUUCCUACAGGUGCAGUCCCUGCAACCCACCUUGCCAGCUUUUCCUUUUCUGUCAAGGCAGAGGCAUUUGUGGGUGGGUGAGGGUCUUGAGGUGCUCUGGCCACAGGUGCCAUCUGUGUCUCCUCCUUGUGACCAGAGCGAACCACCAGAUGUGGUCCAGGGGGAUCUCUCUCUUCUGCCCGUGGGACUCCUCACUUCAGCAGGGAGAUGUCAUCAGCAAAGUCAUCGUGCUGAUGGCGCAGGCAGCGGAGGCAGCGCCACUGACACACCAUGAGGCAGAGGGGCAGCAUGAAGAGGGCGCAGAUGGCAGCCAUGACAUAGGCUAUGGUCAUGAGGGUCGAUUCAUCUGUCUGUGGGAUGUUGUAGCCACAGUCUUCCAUGUCCAGGGUGACAAAAGGACCUUCUACCGCUGCUGUCCUGAACUCAUCGUGCACUGGAGAAAGGGCAGAUGUGAGUCACAGAGCAGUUUGGAUCACACACCCAAAAGAACUUCCCGGGACAGGCCUUGAAACCGGCCCUGAGGAGGCCGUAGAGUCUCCCUCCUGGGAGAUGUUUAGGAGCAGGACAGAAAGCCGUUGCUACGUGGAGGCAUGGCUCUCCUCCAGGUCACUGGGGACAACAACCCUUUCCUGUCUACCUGUCCAAUAGGACAGGGCCCUAAAAGUCAGUCAUUCUAAGCUGACCAAAAAGGCAGCCCUACAUAUACCUAGUAAACUCACCUGCUCCUGCUGAAAUUCAGUUGCAAGACCCUGCCAGUAGCAUUCAACCUCGGCAUACGGCAGCUGGCAGGGUCACGAUAGGCCCAGCCCGCCACCCUUGGAUCUAGAGCUUCCCAAGGUGCCGAGGCAGCUCUUGCUGUUCUGGGUCUCCAAAAGAGGUUGCCAGUCCAGGCGGGGGUCAGCAUGCCAGGCGAUACAAAAAAACCACAAGCACCGGGGCUUCCCUGGUGGCGCAGCGGUUGAGAGUCCGCCUGCCGAUGCAGGGGACGUGGGUUCGUGCCCCGGUCCGGGAAGAUCCCACAUGCCGCGGAGCGGCUGGGCCCGUGAGCCAUGGCCGCUGAGCCUGCACGUCCGGAGCCUGUGCUCCGCAACGGGAGAGGCCACAACAGUGAGAGGCCCACGAACCACAAAAAAAAAAAAAAAAAGCACAAGCACCGACACUAGCUUUUACACAAUACGUGGACACUGGCUUGAGGCAACUGUUACUCCCUCCCAGACUGACAGGGGCCCGGGUACCCUCACCACUGGACAGGGAGAACGGGGAUAGACUGACCCCACACCCUCGUUCCUGGCGCUCUCACCAUGGCAAGCACUGACAGCAAAGCCAAUUCGUUUCCGGGCCCGAUCAAAGACAACGUAGAAGCCCUCCAUGAUAACGGCUCCCAUGACAGUGCCCGUGGAUGACUGUGAGAUGGCGAACUUGUAACAGUCGUCUUGGGAUGUGGCCACAUCUUCCACUGGCCGCAGGUAUUGCUAAGGAUAAGCAAGCAAAGAGUGAGAGUAUGUCUUCCUCCACCCUUCACCCCAUCUCUGCCUUCUUGGUAUCGAUGCCCUUAGGCUGCCCUGCCCGUUGCCAGCCCUGAGCUCCGAGAGGGUGGUUUUUCCCAGAGCCCUUUACCGCUGGAUCCUCAUCUAUUUUGUCUUCCAAGUUCUAGGAAGCCAUGCCUGCUCACUCUUUCUCAAUAUAUCCUUUGUUCUCGUCCUGGGAUCCCACUGAUUCAGGCCAGGGACAUACCUGUGGAAGGAUGGUGAUUCGGAAGGACUGAUUGGUGACCUCACCCAUUAGGUAGAGUGAGAUGACCGGGAAAAUGUUCCACGGGGUGGUGCCUGCUUGCCAGCACACCAGCUGCUCCCCGAGCCAGAAACCGUCUGGGAACUUCUCCGUCUGUGUUGAUGGGAAAAGGAUAAAGAUGAGGAAACGGCCUCUUUCACCAUCUCGCCUCUCCCAUUUUCAGAUAACACUUACUGGGCCCUUUACUUGCUUUUCCGUGAAAUAUCCAAACUGGGGAAAGGUCAGCCGAAACCCAAGGCUUAGAGGAAGAGAGCAAGAGAGUAAGGCCAAAACUUUGGGCUGGGGGACUGUGUGCUGAGCAAGCUGAGGCCCAUAGCAGAGAACCGUUGUUUAAGAGACCUAAGUAGAGGGAUCUAAGGGUAGACAUCUUGGCUCUUGUGGAGGAACGUGCCUCUCACAGACUUCCUGUGACACUCUGUCAUCUCUUGUACCCCUGUCCUGAGUCCCACUGACCGAGGAGGCUGCCUUGAUGGAUUUGACAGCAGCUUCAAACACUUUCUUGGGCAGACGAAGGUUGGUGGUGCCACUGUCAACGAUGCUCUUGUCAUAGUUGUACUAAGAGGGAGACGAGAGGGUUAGAACAUCAAAAGCCUUCUUGAUGCCAGGCUUUGGCCAGAAUUGGAGGGGUGAGGCUGACUGCUUGGGGUCCUUCCUGGGUUGGCAUCCUGGCUUUGCCACUUCUUAGGUGGAUCUCCUUGGGCAAGUUACUUAACAUCUGUGCCUCAGUUUCCUCAUCUGUAAAAUGAGGAUAAUAAUAGUACCUACCUCAAAGAGUUAUUAAAUAAAUAAAGAGCAUUAAAUUAAUUAAUAUAUUUGAAGUGUUUAGGAUUGUGCCCUGCACAUAGGAAGCAGUCAGUACAUGUUAACUCUUAUUAUCUUGGGUGGGUAGACAUUCUCUAAAUCUUGAAAAUAAAAAUACCUUGUAUAAUGCUUUUAACUUUUCAUAAUACGUUUGUAUCUGUUCUAAGUUAACAUACAUGAAGAAUCUAGGUAAGGAACACCCAAAUAGUUUAACUGCCAUUAUUGGGUCUUGCUGUGUGUCAAGCACUGGGAUAAACACUUUAUUCACUUUCUCUAUUUUCACCACCGUCUUUGGAAAAGCUGUUUUUACUUCUGUUUUGCAGGUGAGGAAACUGAGACACAAAAUAGUAACUUGCCUGAGGACACAUAGCUAGAGCAGAGCUAGAAACCCAGGUCUUUCUUACUCCGAAGCCAGACUCUUCUACUACGUCAUGUUACACUGCCUCGCGGACGACUUGCCCAAGGUCAUAAAGCAAGGCAGUGACCGGAGUCCAGAUAUGCUUUUUUCCGUACCAGACCUUAUGCCACGCAGCCUCUGGGAAAGUGCUAAGCCAGUCCCUAGCCCCAAACCUCAGGUCCCGCCAUGUGACCAUUAAGCUCCUUGCUGUUCUAGGCUCAGCCCCCAACCCUCCUGCAGGUCCUGCACCUCAACCUCAUCCUCCCAGCCUCAUAACUCGGGGUCUGGCCUCACGCGAUGUUGCCUCCCCCUUGCCUCUCCCUGCCUCCCCCAGGUUUUAUUACCUCCUUGCAGUCCAUUUUCAGAUCCUGUCCAUUGAUCUCCACCCGCACAAUGAUCACCUCGUAAUACCAUUCCCGCCGGAUGGGUGUGUACCAGAGGCUGCCCAUGUACAGCGAGUGGUCGAUACCCCCGAUGAUCUAGGGAGCAGAAGAGCCAGUACCCGUGUGCCAACACAGAAGGACAACAAGUCACCCAGAGGGCAAGCAUAGGAUCAGUCAUUUCUGGGGUGGCAAGGCGCUCUGCACAUCACCUUUCUCAUCUUCCUGCUUCUAAUCAAACCACGCCGUAAAGCGACUGAUACUUUAUUAAAUGUGCUAAAGGAUGUGUUCAGGGGAAAAGGCUUUCCAGGAUUUUUAAUUGUUUCAGAAUCACACAGCCCUUGAUAUAAAGUUAUUUAAACCUAAACUGGCAUAAUAAAUGUUGAGUGAAUGAUAAUUUG